AUGCAUCCGAAGAAGAGAGAGAUGUCACUCAGCGAGACCUACGUGCUCGCCCACACGGCCAGGGCCAAGCUCACCCGCGAAGCUGCCAGGGCCGACCACCACCUGCGGCUGCUCGUCGGACACGCCAACAUGCUCGACAACCUCAUGCUCGACCUGGCAGACGCCGAGAGGGAGCGGGAGGCAUGGUACAACCACGCCAUUAAGUCUAGAUCUAGUACUGCUACUUCAACUACAACGGCUGCUCCAGCUCCGGUCUCGGCCAAACGCAUCCAAUGGCUAGAUACCGUUGUCAGACGCGAGACAGAGGAAGAAGACGACGAUGAAGAGUGGGACGGCAGCGACAGCGACUCAGACGACUCCUCAGACUACGAGACAGACGGUGACUUCCUGGUCGACAUCACCACCAAGCGACACCAGCAGACUUCCACUACCUCUACUACUCCUGUCGCUGCCGCCGCCGAGCUAUACCCGAUCAAGUUCUCUCCUGGCACCGCCAACCGGGACUUUGACCUCGGCCUGGCGGGAGACGAGGACGACGACGAGUACGACGACUACGGCGACUACGACUACGACGACGCAGACGAGCUCGCCCUCACUCGCACCUCGUCCAGACAACACCAGCCGCCAGAGCUUCUUCACGACUCCGACGAAGAGUCUGAAGAUGACAUGCCGCCCUCACCCCCCAACACCACCUUCGACAGCUUCUCUGCCGUUGCGGACGCUGCCUCUGCCGUGGCUGUCCCGCAGAAGGCUGUUGGCAAGGACAUACAUGCAGACCAACCUUCCAGCCCUAGACUGUCUGCCGAAGAACAGUCUUCCUUUGUCGAGCAGGGCUUCUUCCUACCUGCCAGGAACCCUGCCAGGACCGCCCAGACCAUGAUUGCUGCUUUCUAA
Molecule: messenger RNA, 894 nt
Organism: Nannizzia gypsea CBS 118893
Lineage: Eukaryota; Fungi; Ascomycota; Eurotiomycetes; Onygenales; Arthrodermataceae
Exons: 1
Coding region: 1-894 (297 amino acids)
Source: RefSeq, a predicted model, not a curated record